ACCCAGCAAGGAGGAACAGGAUCAACACAGGACAAGCAGAGAGAGCACCCACUGCUGUCCAGGCUACUAAAAGCAGUGAUCCAUAUUACAGCGACCUACCAGCAGCGUACACACAGAAGACCUGUCACUUCCCACAGAGCAGCCUGGAGACAAGCCACGGCACCAUUCCUGGCAAAUUGA
This is a messenger RNA of Pelobates cultripes (western spadefoot toad), 180 nucleotides long. NCBI's taxonomy places the organism in Eukaryota, Metazoa, Chordata, Amphibia, Anura, Pelobatidae. The record is from the annotation of a GenBank genome assembly.